AAACAAGUGCCGGGCUGCCUAUAUCAUGCACACGUUGCGCACAGGUCGGGAUGCCCUGCACCUUUUUGACUGCCCGCAAGCCGCGAGGCCCACCUAACCGCCGAGUUGCGGAAGCAAGAGCACAAAGCCACAGUGCUCAUUGCAGCAGUUUAAGCAAUGAUACGAUCGAGCAUUUCUGCUCCGAUGAGUUAUUGGGAAGGUUGAUUUCAGACUAUCUCGAGUACCUUUAUCCUCUCUAUCCCCUUGUACAUCGACCGCGAUUUCGGGCAGAUUUCGAAAGCAAACGUUACCAGUCAGACCCAAGCUUCUACCGAUUAUGCAUUUCACUCUCCGCCCUGACGGUGUCUUCUUCAUCACACAAUUUCCGACAUUACGGGUUUCAGCCUGAAGAGACAGUUACCAGCAUAUUAGAAAAGGCACAUCGCUUGGUUGUCCUCAGCAAGGUGUCGCAGAACCCUGCAGUCGGGAUGUUUCCCGACGUGCACGAUAUGAUAUGCUCAUACAUACUGAGCAUGGCUUUUCAUUGUUCAGGUAGUUCAUACCAGGGAUGGGUGCACGCUUCUGAGGCAGUCCUGUGCAUGAGAAAACUAAGCUUGUUCAGACAAGUAUCGCAUAAUGAUCUGGACGAGAUAGACUCCGAAAUAUGCAAGCGAUUAUUCUGGUUAAUGUUUAUCAUAAUGGCCCACGACAGACUUGCGUAUCCUGUAUCUCACACCGGUAUCAGUUAUAAUCCAGUCUGCAUUGAUUGGGAUUUCCUUGUAUUACACGAGGUCGAUGAUGCGGAGCCGGGCGACAAGGAACGAAGUGAAGAACCCAGAGUCACGCCGCUGAUAGCCGGAGUCAUCGCCUUGGUGAAAUUAUACCUCUGCGCAGCUCCACUGGGACUAGACAAGUUACCGGGAAACCCGCGUUAUGGCCCAUUUUCGGCCUGGUCUUCAUCAGAGACGCCAAAGAGUGAUGACACCCAACGGCUCUCUCUUGAAGAAGGAAUCGACAUCAUACACACUGUGCGAGAUGUGAUCCACCAGCUGCCGGAGGAGUUUGCAAUGUUCGACCAAGAUGGAAACCCCAACAAAGUUCCCUUAUCGUUUGCCAUCUCGCGAGCGAAAGUACAUAUGACGAGCCUUUUUAUUCAAAGUAUCAUCCUUGCGACACUGUCAGCCAAUAACCCAUCCUUUCAGCAGGGCAAUCGAACCGGUAGUGCGACAGCAUCUGAGGAUGCGCUCCUCGCCGAAGAAAGCCAGAAUGCUAAUAAUCAGCUUUUUAAUCUUCGCAGGGACAUUGCUCAGCAGUGUUCCCAUAUUAUUACCGUCACAACCGUCUCUGCUCUGAAAGUGAACGGCAUCGCCGUGGUUUCAAAGCUUCGGGAGAUCACUGCUACUUUAUUGAGCUACAAAGUGGAUCCUUCAUGUCCUGCUGAUGAGGAAAAGCAAGUCCAGUCUUGCCUCGAACGUCUUAUUAGCACUUUAGUUGAGAUUGACUUUGUAAAGAUUAUUGCUGAGGAGUAAAGGGCUUCUUCUUGGAUUAUUGAUAAGAGUUCCUAGUAGAAGUAUAUCACGCGAUAGGUUGAAAUUUACCCAGAUGUGCUAU
Molecule: messenger RNA, 1590 nt
Organism: Fusarium verticillioides 7600
Lineage: Eukaryota; Fungi; Ascomycota; Sordariomycetes; Hypocreales; Nectriaceae
Exons: 4
Coding region: 51-1508 (485 amino acids)
Biological process (GO): DNA-templated transcription
Molecular function (GO): zinc ion binding; DNA binding
Source: RefSeq, a predicted model, not a curated record